Alligator sinensis (Chinese alligator) is the source of this 1190-nucleotide messenger RNA. It is a transcript of the gene IMPACT, whose product is annotated as impact RWD domain protein. The record is from RefSeq and is a predicted model, not a curated record. Gene Ontology annotation, cellular component: cytoplasm. The coding region runs from base 160 to 1131 and encodes 323 amino acids. Gene Ontology annotation, biological process: regulation of translational initiation. Gene Ontology annotation, molecular function: protein binding. The transcript is spliced from 11 exons. NCBI's taxonomy places the organism in Eukaryota, Metazoa, Chordata, Crocodylia, Alligatoridae.
CCUAGUGGAGACGUCGCUCCGCAGUGAUGGAGGCUCCUGGCCGGGGGGAGGGUGCUGUCUGCUCCCAGUGGGUUGCACCCGGUGUCCUUGCAAACAAGGAAAUAACGGGGGAGAAAGCAGCACUUCUUAACUGGGGGUGGAGCAUUGAUCCUUGUAAGGAUGAUGUCCAUUAGUAGUACCCUUAAUAGGAAAGCCCCAAAGAUUGAUGAAAUAGAAGCGCUCUCCUCCAUAUAUGGUGAUGAUUGGUGUGUUGUUGAUGAAGAUGAAAGGAUAUUUUGCAUUAAGAUCAGUGAUUGCUUGGAGCAACCAAAAUGGACUCUUUGUUUGCAGGUGAUUCUGCCUCCUGAAUACCCAACCUCAGCCCCACCAGUUUAUCAACUGAACGCUCCUUGGCUUCGAAGACAAGAUUAUAUGGAGCUGGGAAACAGCCUGGAAGAAAUAUGUGUACAGAACCUUGGUGAAAGUAUCCUUUACUUAUGGGUGGAGAAGAUAAGAGAAGUUCUGGUAGAAAAGUCUCAAUCCUCUGAUCCAGGACCAGUUAUUAAGAAAAUUACUGAAGAGAUUGAAGAGGAUUAUGAUGAUGAUGAUUUUUCCCUGGACUGUCAACUGAACCAAGAUAAUACAGUUAAAACUUUAAAUUUUAUUACACCUGAAAGCCAAGAAGGUGAAGAACUACCACGAAUUCAUCAUGGAAACCCUAUCACAGAUCGAAGGAGUACUUUCCAGGCACACUUGGCUCCAGUAGUGAGCCCCAAGCAGGUGAAAACAGUUCUGGACAAAUUGUAUGAGAAUAAGAAAAUAGAGAAUGCUACACACAACAUAUAUGCCUAUCGAAUAUACUGUGAAGAUAAGCAGACAUACUUACAGGAUUGUGAGGAUGAUGGGGAGACUGCUGCAGGCGGACGCCUCCUCCAUCUUAUGCAGAUUUUGCAUGUCCGUAAUGUUUUGGUUGUGGUAUCCCGCUGGUAUGGAGGAAUCCUGUUAGGACCAGAUCGUUUUAAACACAUCAACAAUUGUGCCAGAAAUAUACUAGUGGAAUACAACUAUACAAAUUCAGCUGAAGAAUCAUCUAAACAAUUGGGUAAGAACAGAAGAAUAAGGAAGGACAACAAGAAGAAAUCUGAACGUUAAUACAUUUUAAAAGAACCUGUUGACAGCAUUCAGUUUGCACAUAUUUUAUAAAGUCCUAC